Molecule: messenger RNA, 3782 nt
Organism: Hippopotamus amphibius kiboko
Lineage: Eukaryota; Metazoa; Chordata; Mammalia; Artiodactyla; Hippopotamidae
Gene: RASSF3
Product: Ras association domain family member 3
Exons: 5
Coding region: 512-1219 (235 amino acids)
Biological process (GO): signal transduction
Cellular component (GO): cytoplasm
Source: RefSeq, a predicted model, not a curated record
GCGGGGACCGCGGGGACAGUUCCCUGCUCGGCCUGGGCCCUCCCCCAAGCCCGAGCGAGCCGGGCGGGGGCGGGGGGGCCGAUCUCCGAGGAACUGGCAGUUUCCGGGAGGCUGGGGAAGCGACCAUCCGAGCCGGGGCUCCCGGGGUUCCCCAAGCACUGCCAGGGAGGAGCAGCAGGCGCGGACCCGGCCGUCGGCGCCGCCCCACCUGCGGCCGCGCGGGGACCUUCCAGCCCGCGCGGGGAGCGUCCCGGCCUCGGGGGGCGGGGCCCGGGGGCGGGGUCGCUGGGAGCUUCGGGGCCCCAGCCGCGCCGGGAGCCGGGCGGCGCAGCCGGGAGGCGAAGGGAGGGGCCCGGACGGCCGGGUUGAGCGGCGGCCGCAGCUGCAGCAGGACGGCGCGCCGCCGGCUCGGGGCCGCGCGCCGGGAACCUCGCGGGGCGGGCGGGCGCGGCACCCCCUGCCUGGCCGCUGGCGCCCCGGGGAGGCGGCCCCGCGCGACGGGACCAGCAGCAUGAGCAGCGGCUACAGCAGCCUGGAGGAGGACGCCGAGGACUUCUUCUUCACCGCCAGGACCUCCUUCUUCAGGAGAGCGCCCCAGGGCAAGCCCCGCGCCGGCGAGCAAGAUGUGGAGAAAGAGAAGGAAACCCACAAUUACCUCAGCAAAGAGGAAAUCAAAGAGAAAGUUCAUAAAUACAACUUAGCAGUCACAGACAAGUUGAAGAUGACCUUGAAUUCAAACGGGAUUUACACUGGCUUCAUUAAAGUUCAGAUGGAACUCUGCAAACCUUCACAGACUUCUGGAAAACUCGCUCCCAGCAGCAAUGGCUCUAUGAAUACCCUUCACAUCAGCAGCACAAACACCGUCGGGGAAGUGAUCGAGGCCCUGCUCAAGAAGUUUCUCGUGGCCGAGAGCCCUACUAAAUUUGCACUUUAUAAGCGCUGUCACAGGGAAGAUCAAGUCUAUGCCUGCAAGCUCUCAGACCGGGAGCAUCCACUCUACCUGCGUUUGGUGGCAGGGCCCAGGACAGACACACUUAGUUUUGUUCUUCGUGAACAUGAAAUUGGAGAGUGGGAAGCCUUCAGCCUGCCUGAGCUACAGAAUUUCUUGCGGAUCUUGGACAAGGAAGAAGAUGAGCAGCUGCAGAACCUGAAGGAGCGCUACGCAGCCUACAGACACAAGCUGGAAGAAGCCCUGGGCGCGGCGUGGAAACCCGGGUAAAGCGUGGGGCUCCCUGCCCCUCGGGGACGGCGUGGGACCUGCGUGCAGACCAGCAGCCAGUGUCUCUCUUGUCGGAGGGCGGUCUUCUUGCCCCAUGAUGCUAGGGCCUUUCCCCUUUAAAAAUCUCUAGAUCUGGUUCCCCAAAGCGGUCCCGCAGCAUCCUGGCCUAGGGCACCUCUGUCAGGGAUCCUGCAGGCUUGUUCGGUCGCGGCUCUGCGGUGUUACCUCUUGGCAAGCUGUGAACCUGUAGUCUCAUCUGGAGCAUUCCAGAGUGCUUUGAAGCAUGGACCCUGGGUUGUUGUUGUUUUUCUCUCAUUUUCUUUUAGUUAUUUUAAGUAUGUGAUGAUGAUGUUAAGCUUAAGGUUGUGCAAAUGAGUUUUUAAAAGCUUAACGAGGAAUCUAUCUGAAUACUUGUGUUGAAACUACCUGUCUGUUAUGGUGGGUUUUUUUUUUUUUUUUUUUUUAUGUCAGAGGAAAGGAUCCAUGUGAAUUGAAGGGCAUGGGAAGCUGGGAACUCUAAGGAAUUGGUGAAGGAUUUUGGAGGAGUCUGACGAAGAAAGUAAAGAGCAAGUUUGGAAGAAGGCAGGGGUAGAGGUGGAGAGUCCCGAGGGGAGGUGGUUUGCGUAAGUGGAUGGUAGAGGAGGAGGUGAAUUUGCAUGUAAAUGAGUUAAAAGUUUUCAGUUUGGAGACAUUAAAUCCAUUGUCAUAUUGCUUGAUUUCCUGGGAGGAAAAUGUGGGCAGAGAGCCAAAGAAAGUAGGAGCUAGACCUAAAGGCAGGACUAACUGCAGCUGACCAGAGAAGGCAGGUGGAUCUUUCAGACAGGGACAGAGCUGCCCUCACAGUGGACCAGCCCCCAUUCUGCCUUUCUUCCUGCAGUGGAGGGUCUCAUUGGCGCGGCUUCUCUGGGCCGGUGGGGCAGUGAGCAUCUGCUGUGAGUCCUGUGAAGGGACAGUUUCCCCCUGAGAUUGUUUUCAAAGUGGAAAAGGAGUUGGGGAGGAGGCCGCUGUUUCCCGGCCAUGGCUGGAUGGGUUAGCAUCCGAGGGAUUUGUCAGGUGAGGAGCUCCCAGCACGCUUGUGAUAAUCACUCCCUCCUUUCCCUCGGUUUCCCUUUUGUCUUCCCCUCCUUUCUUCCUCCUUCCCUCUCCUCACUGCUUUCCCUUCUCCCUUUGUCUUAUAAACUCGAGUGUGAUCUUAUAUAAUGGAGAACAGGAGUCUGGAUUAAGGACCCAGAACCGUCAGAUCCUCAGUUCCAAAGGGUGACCUGACUGUAAGGAGAGGGGCAGCAUCCACCCCCAGCAGACCACACAGGAGGGGGUUCUUCAUGGAAACAGAAGUGCAUGUUCCUGCAAACCAAAGAAAUGCGUGUGCAAUAGGAGCCUUCCUUAAAGCAGGUUAAAUAACCUUAUUUUACGCAGCAGUUAAUCUGAAAACAACAGGAAAGGUGCGCUGUGUUUCUAGAGGGGCCUUACAGAAUAUUUUUAGUCUAGAUUUGUUCAUUUAUAAAUUCCCAAGGAAUUGUUAACACUUUGGUGACACCUAAUGGAUUCUUUUUGAAAUUCCAAGGUGCUUCAGUUCUUUGCCUCUUAAGUGAACUGUGCCUUUUUUUUUUUUUAAUUGCAUUUCUGUUCCUCUCUUGGUGGCUCUUCUGACUUUUCAGAGAAUACCCGUCUUGUUGGAGGCAGAUGUAAGUGUCGCUUCUGCUGUGCCACACAUGUUACUGAGACAAUCAUAUCUUCCUAAGCUUUUUUAAGGAAAGUUGGAAAGAAAAAAGUAGAACUAGCUAUGAGAUACGUACGGCACAUCUUGUUUAAUUUUGCAUGUAAGUUCUUUUUAGUGCAUCGAUGGGGUUUUAGUGACAUUGUCAACCAACACUUUAUACCUUCAUUGUUCAGGGAAUGCCUUCAUGAUUUUUAUACUAGUUUUUCUAUUCAGAUAAUGGCUUGGGUGUGAGUAUACUGUUAUCAACCACCUGGUCUUUUAAUUACUCAUCCCAGUAAGCUCAUAUUUUGUGACGCCUUUGUUGCUCAGAUUAAGACACUGUUAGAAUCUUAGAGUAGUGCCUGAUGGGUAUCUGUGAAUUUUUUUUUUUUUUUUUUUUACUUGAAGUAGAUUAGGCAUCCUCGUCCGUGUUAUCGGGACCUCACUCAUUGUCAUGUGCACUACAAGUUGCGAUUUGGAAAACUUACUGUGUUGAAAUUCUGCUGGACCAUGGUUCUUGAAGACCAAUGGUCUCUCCCAAACACUGGUGAUUGCAGCAGCAUUUUUAAUAUGUAAAAGGCCACUGAGGCCAAAGAUUUUUAAAAAUCAUUGUACAAAUUCUUAUGUUAAAUUAAACUAUCUAAGCUUUGCUGUAAUACUGUUUUCUCUUCCAUAUGUGAUGGUACAGGAAUGAGGUUUAAUGAAGGGGGGAGUAUUACAGGGGAGCAUUUUAAAUCACAGAAGUAAAAAAAAUUAUAAUAUUUAUAAUUUUGAUAAGUUUAUUUUUAUGGGGAAGAGUUUUCUUCCCAAAAAUUGUUUCUGGAAUGGCAAAUUGUUUCCAUUAUUAAAAGUUGAAGUUGUUCA